Hippocampus comes (tiger tail seahorse) is the source of this 1618-nucleotide messenger RNA. RefSeq names its product glutamate-ammonia ligase (glutamine synthase) b (gene glulb). Gene Ontology annotation, cellular component: cytoplasm. Lineage: Eukaryota; Metazoa; Chordata; Actinopteri; Syngnathiformes; Syngnathidae. The coding region runs from base 365 to 1486 and encodes 373 amino acids. Gene Ontology annotation, molecular function: glutamine synthetase activity. The record is from RefSeq and is a predicted model, not a curated record. The transcript has 7 exons.
CCAAACGCGAACAGUGUCCCACGUUCUCGGCGUCAACGUGUGACGUCGGGGUCAGGACGUCACAAGCGCGCGCACGCACCGGUCGCGGGCCGGACCGAACUAAAGCGGGCGGUGACGUCACCACGGCCCGACGCACUGGUCCACAGGCCGGCGUGCGUGACGCCGCCGUCGCGUUCUCUCGGCGGCACCGCAAUUUGAAUGCGCGAGGGGAAUGAGUUGGGCCACUGUCCUGCCGGUCGUUCGUCGAAAACCAAAAGUUCCGAGGCGAGUUGGCCAAUUCAGAGCAAGCUUGCGCGUGCACGACCCUUGCUUGCGUCGCGCGGGGGACCUUGCCAGCCGCUUCAUGGGCAGCUGAGCUGCGAGCAUGUCGGUCGCCGCGAGCGCCAAGCUGAACAAGACCGUCAAGCAGCAGUACCUGGACCUCCCCCAGGGAGACGAGGUCCAGGCCACGUACGUCUGGAUCGACGGCUCCGGAGAAGGACUCCGCUCCAAGACGCGCACCCUGGACUGGGAACUCAAAAGCCUCCAAGAUGCUCCCGAGUGGAACUUUGACGGUUCGAGCACCUGCCAGUCCGAAGGCUCCAACAGCGACAUGUUCCUGAUCCCGGUGGCCAUGUUCCGAGAUCCCUUCAGGAAAGACCCCAACAAGCUGGUCCUGUGCGAGGUGCUCAAGUACAACAAACAACCCGCAGAGACCAAUCUUCGAGACGGGUGUCGUCGCAUUAUGAGUUUGGUGGAGAAGGAGCAUCCGUGGUUCGGGAUGGAGCAGGAGUACACGCUGCUGGACUGCGACAGACACCCGUUCGGAUGGCCGCGCAACGGCUUCCCGGGACCCCAAGGUCCCUACUACUGCGGCGUGGGCGCCGACAAAGCGUACGGACGCGACGCGGUGGAAGCUCACUACCGAGCCUGCUUGUACGCCGGCGUGAAAAUCUGCGGCACCAAUGCGGAGGUCAUGCCGGCACAGUGGGAGUUCCAGGUGGGGCCGUGCGAGGGCGUCGCUAUGGGGGACCACCUGUGGAUGGCUCGCUACAUCCUACAUCGAGUGUGCGAAGACUUCGGCUUGAUCGCGUCCUUCGACCCCAAGCCCAUCCCGGGAAACUGGAACGGAGCCGGGUGCCACACCAACUUCAGCACCCAGGACAUGAGGCAGGAAGGAGGACUCAAGGUGAUCGAGGCAGCCAUCGAGCGUCUGGCCAAGCGCCACCACUACCACAUCCGCGCCUACGAUCCCAAGGGCGGUCGAGACAACGCUCGGCGCCUGACCGGUCACCACGAGACCUCCAAAAUUGACCAGUUCUCUGCCGGCCUGGCCGACCGCGGGUCCAGCAUCCGCAUCCCGCAAGCCGUGGGCGAGGAACAAAAGGGCUACUUCGAGGACCGCCGCCCUUCCGCCAACUGCGAUCCGUACAUCGUCACCGAGGCCCUGGUACGAACCUGCCUGUUGAAGGAGGAGGGGGAGGAGCCUGCAGAUUACAGCCAAUGAAUGACGCGACACCCUUGUGAACGCGCGACCCGCCGGCGACGGUUGUGAUGAGACCUUUUCGACUUUCCUAUUUCCUUCCUCGUGGACAUUUUGACUGACUUCUGUUCUUGAAUAAACGUGUUGUCUGCACUU